Molecule: messenger RNA, 3458 nt
Organism: Exophiala xenobiotica
Lineage: Eukaryota; Fungi; Ascomycota; Eurotiomycetes; Chaetothyriales; Herpotrichiellaceae
Exons: 2
Coding region: 521-3064 (847 amino acids)
Biological process (GO): proteolysis
Cellular component (GO): cytoplasm
Molecular function (GO): calcium-dependent cysteine-type endopeptidase activity
Source: RefSeq, a predicted model, not a curated record
UUCUCGACUCGAGAUGCGCUUCGACCUGUGUCACUGUCUCAAGCUUACCUUUUAUCUGCUGCUUCCAUAUCACUCGAGAACCCGUUUGUCAGUUUUUCUUCCUCCCCAGGAGAGCCUUUCGCUGGCCGCCCAGUCUCCGUCUCUCCGGCCCCGACUUGUCUUAUCUCAGUCGUGGCCUGCACGCGAGCCAACACUUGCUUCGCUCCUUAGCCCAAAUCCGCCGAACUAGGCUCUGACCGGCAAACACUUUCCCUCUUACCGCCAGUUCGUGUGACCACCCCCAGCUCGACGAUGCCAUUAUCACCACUGCGAUAGGACCAACCGUGGACCGCCAGUUCCUGGUCUAAUGUCUCACAUGCAGGACACGCUGAGACGGUGGCCUAAUAAUUGUUCCUCGUUCCAAUUCCAAGCCUUGUGCAUUGCGACGCUAGCAUCCCAUAUAUCUGCUGGACCCUGAAUCUGCUUCCUUCUCCACACUCUCCCAUUUCCCCCCAGCCUUGUUUCUUGAUACGGCGGAAACAUGUUCCGUCAGGCAUCUGGUCGAGAAGGACAUCCCUUCAGGGCUCAGGUCAAGGACGAAGAUGGGAAUGGCUGUACCAGUGGCAGCCAUCACACAAGGCACUCACAUACAGCACCAGACCAGCCCGACAAACAACAACAGAAUGGAUCUGCCUCAAAAUCAGACAUCAACAUCCAAGCCGAUCCUACCGGGAAUGAUCCCACACCUCCCGAAGGAGGCUUACAGCUGGGAGGAGGCCAGACCAUCAAGCUCAUGCUCGUGCCGGACAAGACUCCAGCACCAGCUCCGCCUCCCAAGAAGAAAGAGAAACCUCAUCCCCAGGCCAAGAUGACCAAGUUUUGGGACAACUUCAACCCAGAAUAUCAAGGCAAAGUCACUCGGGUUCUGCCCGAGCGUAUGACCGACAAGAGUCCGUCCCUGGCAAAAUUGGUCGGCGAGAUAGCCCAUCGAGCGACCAACUCUUACGAACACGCCAAGGAGAAUUGUAUCCAAGACGUCAAAAGGAUCAUCAAAGAAUGCCGUGACUCCAACCAGAAAUACACGGAUCCUCACUUCGAUCUUGAAAGAGAUUUGAAGAUCACCAGAAGCCGAGACUGUCUGGAUGGACUAAUGGUCGACCCAAGCGACAAGGAAUUCCCAGCCGACGUGAAGCGUGUUACCGACAUCUUUGACGAGCCAAGGUUCUACGUGGACGGUGUGUCGUACGACGACAUCCUGCAAGGCUCCGUAGGCGACUGCUGGUUCUUAGCCGCCAUUUCUGCUCUGGGUUGCAACCAGGAAUUCAUUGACCGCGUUUGCGUGAUCCAGGACCAAGCCGUGGGCGUCUAUGGAUUCGUCUUCCACCGAGACGGUGAAUGGCACCAAUGUAUCAUUGACGACAAACUGUAUCUCCGAGCCCCCAACUACGACGAGAGCGGAGACGUUGUCCUCGGCCAAUACGGCGUGCGCCGCAGCAACCAAGAAGACCAGUACCAGGAGCUUUUCCAACGGGGCUCACAAGCACUAUACUUCGCCCAAUGCCGUGACCAAAACGAGACUUGGGUCAGUCUUUUGGAAAAGGCCUACGCCAAGGCACACGGCGACUACGCCUCCAUCUCCGGCGGGCAGACCGGUGAAGCGAUCGAAGACUUGACCGGCGGUGUCACCACCGAGAUUUAUACCACCAACAUCCUCGACCCGGACUCCUUCUGGACCAAUGAGCUGUCGCGCUGCGGCAAAACGGCCGACUUCGUCUUUUCCUGCGCCGCGGCGCGCUGGCGCGAGUGGCGGCCCUACCACGUCGCGAACGAGAAAAUCCGCGAAGAACGCCGCUCCGGCAUCGUCAGCCAACACGCCUAUGCCGUCUUGGACACCUACGAAGGCCACGGCCAACGGCUGGUCAAGAUCCGCAACCCCUGGGGCCGCAAAGAGUGGACAGGCGCCUGGUCCGACGGCUCGAAGGAGUGGACGGCCGAGUGGCUCUCGCGCUUGGACCACCAAUUCGGCGACGACGGGAUCUUCUGGAUGCAAUAUAGAGACAUGCUGAGCAAGUACAAGUACAUCGACCGCACGCGCAUCUUUGGCCCCGAAUGGCACGUCGCCCAACAGUGGAUGUCCGUCCAAGUUCCGUGGUCCACAUUGGACUACCAAACCAACUAUUUUUCUCUGGACGUGCCAGAAGACACCGAGGCCGUGAUCGUCAUGUCCCAGCUGGACGAUCGGUACUUCAAAGGUCUGCAAGGCAAGUAUAAUUUCACCUUGCAAUUCCGCGUACAGAAGGACUCGGACGACGACGAGGAGUAUCUCGCGCGGAGUAAGUUGAACUACGAGCUCGUCAGGUCUGUCAACGUCGAAGUCCACCUCGCAAAGGGCACGUACUCGGUUCUAGUAAAAGUCGAAGCUGUGUCCACGAGUCGCGACGACGUCGAGAAGGUCAUCCGCAACAAUAUCCAUCGACGCGAUAAGAUCACUCAAAUCGGCAAACUAUAUGACCUGGCACACCAGAAGGGCCAAUUGCCCGGGAUGUCGUCGACUGGGACCUCGCUGUCGCCAUCAGGCGCGAGCACCCCAGCGGCUGGUUAUGCCAAGGCACCCGAGCCAGCGGCGCCGUCUGGCGGAAACGACGAAUCAAAAGACGAAGAAGAGGCUGAGAAGGAUCCGCAUAGAAAUCCGUGGAAUGCCAGUUGCGUGGUCGGAUUGCGUGUAUACAGCAAACAUCCUGACCUCUCACUGAAAGUGGUUAUCCCGUCGAAAGAGGAAAUCGGCGAGAACAAGCCGACGCUCGAUCGGGACGAUGUGGCCAAGAGUGCACUCGACGAGGUACAGGCUGCGGCGGAGAAAGUUGAGGAGUCGAUCAAGGGGGAUGAUGCGGCGGACAAGGUUGAGGAGUCGGUCAAGGGGAAUGAUGAUGAUGAUGCCGAUGCUCACGACGCUGCUGCAACAAACUCGAACAAGAAGACGGCUUGUGGAAAGAAAGUGAAGCUUGUGGUUGAGAGCGAUCAGGAAAAUGAAGACUCCUCCUCCUCCUCUUCCGACGACGAGAGCGCUGCAUCCUAUGAUGAUUGAGCUGGGCCAAGUUGCAUUUUGUUCGCACGCAAAAGAGGGUUGACGCUGCAUGAGGAUCAUGCCGCCCACUCAAAUGAAUGGCGAAUACUGCGCACAGGACCAGCUCAGCUCUCUUGACAGGUGGCGAGGCAUGCGGCGGAAUGGCACAGAAUGCGUGGAGACGAGGUCAACCGUUCAAGUUUUUCCUUUCGUGAAUAUUCUCAUGCAUUUUGGGUCAAGGUUACAAGGACAAUGGCAAGGGCAAUGGCGCAACUUUGCGGCAUUGUUGUCGGUUAGCGAGGCGCCUGGGCUGGACUGGCAUGGCGCGUGUCGGGUUUGGGUUAUUAAUAUACUGUAUGCAUUGCAUUGCAUCUCCUUUUCUUGCCUCAUGGACAUGGACUUGAAUAGUGUUAGG